Gymnodraco acuticeps is the source of this 909-nucleotide messenger RNA. RefSeq lists its product as uncharacterized. The transcript has 6 exons. The record is from RefSeq and is a predicted model, not a curated record. Lineage: Eukaryota; Metazoa; Chordata; Actinopteri; Perciformes; Bathydraconidae. Bases 1 to 909 code for a protein of 302 amino acids.
AUGCACCGACGCAUGGCUGAGUCUGAUUUCUCAGUCAGGGAACUGUACAGCACCCUUACAGAUGAGGAAUUGGACCAGUGUGUGAGAGACAUUAAAUCCAGGCAGCCUCACUCUGGAUAUCGAAUGAUGAAAGCACUUCUCCAAGCUCAAGGACUGCGGGUGCAGUAUGACCGGAUAAUGUAUCUUGGUGCAGCAUCCAACAACCUCGCGUCAACCAACCUGGCCUUCUUCCAAGAAUCUGUCGAGAAGUUUGGUUUCCCUCUUAGGGUACGAGCUGAUCAGGGGGUGGAAAAUGUGGACAUUGCACGUCUCAUGUUUACAGUCCGUGGCACUGGAAGGGGCAGCUUUAUAUCCGGCAAGAGUGUUCACAACCAACGGAUAGAGAGACUAUGGAGAGACAUGUGGACAGCUGUUACAGUCAUCUACUAUGAUGCUCUACACUACCUCGAAGAAGAGGGUUUCCUCAACAUUGGCAAUGCUACACACCUCUUCUGUUGCCAUUAUGUGUUCCUGCCACGGCUACAAGAUGACCUGGACACAUUCCGCAGUGGCUGGGCAAAUCAUCCUAUAAGAACAGAAGGCCAUAUGACCCCAAAUCAGCUGUGGGAGCUGGGACGAAUCCAUCACCCAAUUCCAGUUUCUGAUAACAUGGAGGGUGUGGAUAUUCCUCAGAUUGAGUGGGAGAACAGUGGAUUUGCUCCUGAUGGCCACUCUAGUGUCAUUGUCCCAGACACAGAGAGCCCACUGACUGAUGGACAAAUGGCUUCUUUAAGAGAAGCUGUUGACCCACGAGCUGCAUCCCAGUCCUUUGGCUCUGAUAUCUACAUUGCUGCUGUUCAAUUUUUCAUCGUCCUCAUCAUCAUCAUCAUCACGAGGCCAGGUGAUGCGCUGAAGAAUGACCUACAUUGA